UUUUUUUUAAAAAAAAAAAAAAACGAAAUAUGCAGUAUGUUAUAUAACAUCUGUAUGGUAUCUGACUUCUUUUACCCAAAUAUGGGUGGAGUUGAAAGCCAUUUAUAUGAAUUAUCUCAACGCUUAAUUCAAAGAGGACACAAAGUCAUUAUUAUUACACAUGCCUAUGGAAAUAGAAAGGGUGUUCGUUAUUUAACCAAUGGACUCAAAGUGUAUUACAUUCCAACUCAAGUUAUUUAUUCAGAGGCUACAUUACCAACCAUUUAUGGCUUUUUCCCUCUUUUUCGUCAUAUUGUCAUUCGUGAAUCUAUACAAAUCAUUCAUGGUCAUGGCGCAUUUUCUUCCCUUUGUCAUGAAGCCAUCUUGCAUAGUAAAACAAUGGGUCUUAAAGCUGUCUUUACUGAUCAUUCUCUAUUUGGAUUUGCCGAUGCCUCUUCCAUUUUGACAAACAAAUUAUUAAAAUUUACUCUAAGUGACGUUGACCAUGUCAUUUGUGUAUCUCAUACAAGUAAGGAAAAUACUGUAUUAAGAGCAGCAUUAUCACCAAGACACGUUUCUGUUAUACCCAAUGCUGUAGUUGCAUCUCAGUUUCAACCUGACUCAACAAGACCCGACCCUAACUGGAUUACAAUUGUUGUUAUUAGUCGACUUGUCUAUCGAAAAGGUGUUGAUCUCUUGAUUGCUAUCAUCCCACGUAUUUGUGAAAUGUAUAAACAGGUUCGAUUUAUUAUUGGUGGAGAUGGACCUAAGAGAAUAGAUUUAGAGCAGAUGAGAGAAAAGCAUUUAUUACAUGAUCGAGUUGAGUUAUUGGGUCCUAUAAAGCAUCAUGAAGUACGAGAUGUAUUGAUACAAGGAAAUAUUUUUUUAAAUACGAGUUUAACUGAAGCAUUUUGUAUUGCGAUUGUUGAAGCUGCAUGUGCUGGUUUGUUUGUGGUGAGUACCAAAGUGGGUGGUGUACCUGAAGUUCUACCAAGUCAUAUGAUUCACUAUGCAAGUCCAGAAGAAGAUGAUCUUGUUAUAGCUGUGUCAAAGGCAAUCCAUACAUUUCGGUCCGGUAAAAUAGACCCAAGCAAGUUUAAUGAUGAAUUAAAGGAAAUGUAUAAUUGGUCAAAUGUAGCAGAAAGAACGGAAAAGGUAUAUGGAUCAGUGUAUCAAACAUCAAAUUCACCUUUAAUAGAAAGAUUAAGACGAUACUAUGGAUGUGGAGUUUAUGCAGGAAAAAUAUUUUGUAUGGUAAUGGCUUUAGAUUAUUUGAUAUGGAAAUAUCUUGAGUGGAUAUUUCCUACUGAGACGAUUGAAAGAGCAAGAGCGUUGGAAGUUGAUAUUGAAACCGACAAGGUUCAUCCUGUAACAUGUCUGCUAGAUCACUAUAACUUUGAAAAUGUCUUGGUUUUAUAUUGUUCUGUAAACGAUAUAUUUCAUUUUGUACCCAUUCGUCCAUCGUCACCACAGUGCCUGUAA
Molecule: messenger RNA, 1461 nt
Organism: Cokeromyces recurvatus
Lineage: Eukaryota; Fungi; Mucoromycota; Mucoromycetes; Mucorales; Mucoraceae
Exons: 7
Coding region: 37-1461 (474 amino acids)
Biological process (GO): GPI anchor biosynthetic process
Cellular component (GO): glycosylphosphatidylinositol-N-acetylglucosaminyltransferase (GPI-GnT) complex
Molecular function (GO): phosphatidylinositol N-acetylglucosaminyltransferase activity
Source: RefSeq, a predicted model, not a curated record